GCCAGAAGCUAACGGAUCUGUUCAAUCAGCACGGCUCGUUCUCCGCUAUGGAGGUUCAGGUGAAAAAAUGGAGCAAGUCUGUGCUGGGGAAGACACGGGCAGGAGGCUGGUACACACGUGCAUAUCUUGGUACCCAAGCGGGCUGGACCAAGAAGAUGAUCGACACAGCCUUCAAGUGGGCCUCAACCCAUGGCCUCAACCGUGUCAAUCCUGUCCAUGGAGAGGAGGAAGCACGACUCGUGCUGAACGACACGUUCCAACUUUGUGACGAAACGGGCCAAGCAAUGGAGUUCACCGGCAACAUGGAAGUGGAGGACCAGCCUAGCUUUCGUACUGAUCUUGCAUGA
Molecule: messenger RNA, 347 nt
Organism: Symbiodinium necroappetens
Lineage: Eukaryota; Dinophyceae; Suessiales; Symbiodiniaceae
Source: the annotation of a GenBank genome assembly